Messenger RNA from Cuscuta campestris, 1617 nucleotides. Lineage: Eukaryota; Viridiplantae; Streptophyta; Magnoliopsida; Solanales; Convolvulaceae. The record is from the annotation of a GenBank genome assembly.
CCUGCUUGGCUUCAUUUAUUCCAGCAUGAUCAACUCCAAAAAUCAAACUUUUGUUUGAAAGUCUUGACUUUGAUUAGCUAAACUCGAUUUCUGGGGUCAGUCCAAUGGCGUAGUGUGUGUCUGGGCUUGACUCACACUUCGUGUUCACCGGCCCUCAAUCGCUGGGAAAAAUCACAGAAUCUUGGAAAAGAAAGGGGAAUCCGCUUUAUUGGGGUUCUUGUUCCUCCGGUGAGCUGUUGCUCACCCAAAUGCCACUCAAUUUUUUAAUGGUUCUUGGGGCUCUUUUUUCCCAGAUGUUCCUGGAAAUAAAUACAGUAAUGGGUAAGAAUUUAAAGGACUGUGUGUAAGUAAGAUUCUAUGCCUGCUGCUGCUGCAAUGGGGUCCUUGGGAGUGUUUUUCCCCCCAAAUGAUGCUUUGCUUACAUUAGUUUAAUAUAUUUUUUUUCUUCUUCCCAAUAUUUAUAAAGCUGCAAGAUUAUUUGGUUCCUAGCUUGUUGAGUCAUCCAGGAUAUUACCAGCUGUGUUUCUGGGGGGGAAAAUUGGUUCUUUCCUAUUGAUGGUUCCUAUUCUGCAAAAGAAAUGGGUAGUGGGGAAAAUGGUGAUAUGAGCUCUGGCUAUGCUGCAUUUCGGACCGUUGAUUGGGACCCUAUUGUUUCAAUGGAUCAGAGUUUUCACUUCCCAGAUGUUCUUGAUAAUCACCCAAUCUGCACAAGCUCUGAACUUGUUCAAGACCCAUCUCAUAUGUGGGAGUUUCAAAAUUCUCAAGAAGUUUUCUGGAAUUCUGAAGUUCCUUUCUCAUCACAGUCCCUUUCUCUGUCCAAGAAUGUUGAAGAGGGGCUGCCAAAGGGUACAUUGGCAUAUAAUCCAGAUGGUUUUAGACAGAUUCGCGAAAAGAAACAAAAAACAGAAGAAACGAAUGGCUCGGGCGAUUUGAGGGCAAAGAAAACUAGUAAUGAGGGAAAGUAUGUUCAUGUGAGAGCUAAAAGAGGCCAAGCUACAAACCCUCAUAGCCUUGCAGAAAGGGUGAGAAGAGAAAGGAUCGGUGAGAGGAUUAGAUUGCUCCAAGAACUUGUCCCCGGCUGCAAUAAGAUAAUUGGGAAAGCGGUGAUGCUGGAUGAAAUCAUCAACUAUGUGCAGUCACUCCAGCAGCAGGUUGAGUUUCUGUCAAUGAAACUUGCAACUGUGAACCCAGAAUUUCACCUUGGCAUUGAAAGGGCAAUGCCCAAAGAGAUCUUUACUACCCAAAGAAGCGACGUGUCUCUUCUUCGAUCUGGUCAUGGAACAAGCUCGUCCAUGCGUUCCACAAGUACCCCAAACCCAACACCACCAAACAAUCCCUUAUUUCAGAAUGUAUGGGGAAAUAUGGACAGAAAUGGUAAGAGAGUAGCAGCUGCAUAUAAUAUGUUUUUCCAGAGUUAAAAUACUUUUGUUCUUCGAUUUUUAGCAGAAGAAUGUCAUCAACUGUAAUGUACUUAAGAUGAUCAUCCAUAUCAAGAGCUUAGAGAGCUAAAAACCAAUGAUCUGAAUGAGUUGAUACAAUCAUUGUGUGCCAAUUUUUAACCCCUCCCUCCCAAAGAACUUUACAUAAUUUGACUUUUAUUAAACUUAAGAAGAGUGU